UUCAUACUAUAUAAAAGCUUCAUCAUAUCACGGCAAAUUAAUCGCUAAUAUUUCUUCUUUGCGGAAAAAUAUUGUUUUGCUUUUCCGGUAAAAAAGUGUUUGCUCAGUACAACAUAACAUGUCCCUAUUCCUAUGAAAAAUCAAUAAAUGUUGAGAAUGAUGACAAACCCUUCAUGGAAAGCAAUCCCGACCUUCGAUUAUCCACUCCGCUUUCAAACUUCUCUGCUUUCGACUUGUCUUCCGUAUGCAGUAUUUGAAUCUUUAAUUCAACGCAAGUGCAUGCGACCACAGAGUUUUCUUCACGAUCUGCUUCACUUUUCAACGUUCAGUCGUAAUGUAGCUCGCGUCUAGAUAUGACAUCGCUCAUAGAAGGGUACUUUGAAUGAAGCACGACAGUGUCGCUAAGCGUUCUUAGAAGUUCUUAACGAGAUGCCUCGUAACGAAUAUUCCCUGAGCGAUAUUAUGUACAUCACACGACCAACGCGUAAUAUUAUGAGCAUAUUUGGUAUUUGGCCGUCUAUUAGUCGGAAGAAAACUUUGUGCGGAAAAGUUUACAAGUUCCUGCUAAUUACCAUUUCUUACACUCUCCUCACGUGCAACCUAAUUCCUGGCUUCCUAUAUUGGCUGACGCAGGGUGACACUCGCACCCGCCUUCAAAUGAUUCCUUUCCUCAUUUACGAUACUAUGACUGUCAGUCAGUACGGUAUCUUUAUCAUUCGUGAUAAUCAGAUCAGAGAGUGCUUGAAACACGUUCAGGAAGACUGGGAAAAUAUUCUCAGCGCGGACGUACGGAACAUGAUGUUGAAAUUUGCGAGGAUUGCCAAGCGUUUAGUCACAGUGUGUGCGACUUUCAUGUUUAGCGGUGCCGUUCUCUUUCGCACGAUUCUCCCUUUAUCACAAGGAGACAUCGUCACGGAACAAAACGUUACUAUUAGGCCCUUGGCCUGUCCCAGUUACCUCGUCUUCAUCGACGUGCAAAUCACACCUAUCUACGAAAUAUUCUUUACGAUUCAAUGCAUUAGCGGAUUGAUCACAGCCUCGAUCGCGACAGGUGCGUGUGGCCUCACAGCUAUUUUUGUAAUCCAUGCUUCUGGCCAACUGAGGAUUUUGAGAGAUCUAAUGACGAGGCUAGUCGAAGAACGAUGGCAAAAGGAAUACGAAGUGAAUAAAAAAUUGGCCGAUAUAGUUGAGCAUCAAGUGAGGGUACGCGGUUUCUUGCGAAUGGUACAGCAUACGCUCCAUCAGAUAUUCCUGAUGGAAAUAAUGGUCAACACGAUAACUCUUUGUAUUGUAAUGUAUUUUAUAAUAAUUGAAUGGCAAAGUAACAAUACAGCAGCAUUAUGCGUUUAUUUGUUAUGCGUUGGAAAUCUGAUACUUCAUUUAUUUAUGUAUUGUUACACCGGUGAACAACUUACCGAACAAGCCGAGAAAGUGGCAACUGCAUCAUGCGAGCUUGAAUGGUACCGUCUUCCGGAUAAAAAAGCACGUUAUAUCGUGUUGCUAAUGAUCAUGUCUAAUGCUCCAACCAAGAUAUCCGCUGGAAAUCUUUUCGAACUCUCACUUAAAACAUUCGGUGACGCUAUAAAAACGGCAGGAGCAUACUUUAAUAUGCUCCGAAAUAUAACCGACUGAAUGUGUUUAAGUCUAAUUAUCGAAACUGCAACGUAAGCCUUAUAUACAUCGCGAAGAAGCAUCGUCUAAUAUACAUAUGAAGGAAAGAAAUCAGUAGUAUAUAUUUAUAAAGUUCAAAGAUUUAGUACGGUAUAUAAACACUUGCGACAUGAAGUCUUCUCGAAUAUAUAUCUCUCAUAGAAAUAGAAUUUACAUUACCAUUUAUGCAAAGUUACCCAUUACCAACAUUGUCCCGUUCAUUUUUUUCAAUAGAGAAAUUUCCCAUUUGUUAGAACAAUAAUAGAUGUUGGAACGUAGAAUGUACUUCGUAUCUUGCUGAGAAUAUUGAAUGCAUUUUUAUCGUUUUAUUCGACAUUGAUUGACAUUUUAAUCAUUUGAUGUGCAAGCUGUGUAUCAAGAUAUGCUCAGACUGACUGGAUGAAAGUUGCUCGAAAAUUUAGAAGAGAAAUUAGUUGACAGCAUUUAUACUGAUACCAUCUUCUGGAUAUGAUAAUGCUUAACCAUUAUCACGUUGAGUUCCCUGACAAACAUAAUUUUGAAAUGUUUGUCAAUCUCUUUUUAAGGAUGCGUGAAGAUACGGAGCCCGACUUUGGUAAUAAAAAAUGAUUCAUUAAUAAGGUAAGACAGUGAAUAUAUGUGUUGUUAAAUAUUGUUGUUAGAAACGUAUCAAUGAAUGCAUGCAUUAAAUUUUGACCGUUAAAUCUACAUUAUGACAUACGUUAAUAUUUCAAUAUUAUUACUUGCACGUGCGACUAACAAUUACUGUAUUCAGUACUACGCAUGUUUAACUAUUUUUUAUGGAAAAAUAGUUGCA
Messenger RNA from Harpegnathos saltator (Jerdon's jumping ant), 2446 nucleotides. RefSeq names its product odorant receptor 63a-like. Lineage: Eukaryota; Metazoa; Arthropoda; Insecta; Hymenoptera; Formicidae. The record is from RefSeq and is a predicted model, not a curated record. The coding region runs from base 430 to 1632 and encodes 400 amino acids. Gene Ontology annotation, biological process: sensory perception of smell; detection of chemical stimulus involved in sensory perception of smell. The transcript has 5 exons. Gene Ontology annotation, cellular component: plasma membrane. Gene Ontology annotation, molecular function: olfactory receptor activity; odorant binding.